Messenger RNA from Torulaspora delbrueckii, 903 nucleotides. RefSeq lists its product as uncharacterized. NCBI's taxonomy places the organism in Eukaryota, Fungi, Ascomycota, Saccharomycetes, Saccharomycetales, Saccharomycetaceae. Gene Ontology annotation, cellular component: fungal-type vacuole; cellular bud neck. The transcript has a single exon. Bases 1 to 903 code for a protein of 300 amino acids. The record is from RefSeq and is a predicted model, not a curated record.
AUGUCAACGAUGGAUGCUGUAGUGAAGGCUCUGCCCAAGUUCACUACAAGUGCGACUUCUGAAACCGCAACGGCCACCGAUGAGAGUUCAGCGAGUUCCUCCACGAUUUCAUAUACCCCCACAGUGACACCUCCAUCGCCUGCUGGUAACCCCAAUAUAUGGGAUUCGGACCACAGGCCUAAUGGGACCGUGUUUAUCGCUGUGGGAAGUAUUGUAGCGGCGAUCUUCCUUGGAAUGCUAUUGUGGUCUGUGAUCACAAGCCACCUGUCUCGUCGAAUCGCCAAGAAGACAAUGAUGGGAGAUCGCUAUGAGGGCCAUAGCCGUGAGAGUAGUGGAUUCUACGACAAUGGUGACGAUAAGGAGUUUUUAGCAGCUUUUAAGGGUUCAGAUGAUCAGAAAACCAAGAGGAAUGAAAUCAGCUUACUUAAGACCGAGAGUAAUUUGAAUGGGUCUACGUCUUGGGACUCUUUGCCUGAGUAUGUACCGGAAUUUCCUCAGGAACGACUCAACCCGAUUCAGGAUAGUUUCCCGCGUUACAAUAGAAACUCUCUAUUCAUAUCACCCACCAUCCAAGUGGCACAGCAACAAGGUCAUAGAUCUCGAAUGGACAAACCAUCUCAUCACAGUAGUUUAUCAAAUACUUCGCUACUGUCAUCAGACAAAACCACGCCAGCCUUGAGCCACGAAUUGCACAAACCAGAGAGAGCAGCUUCACCAGAGAGAAAAGAGAAGAAAACUCCCGGUGGCUAUCACAAGAGGAACAAAUCGUCACUGGGGCUUAACUCAGCAGACUCUAGUGGAAGUCUGGCUGUCAAUGAAAGAAAACCUAGAGACAGGCCUAAGAGAAAAGCACCUUCCAUGUACUUGGAUGACAUACUGAAAGGCGAAGAAGAUAUGGUAUAG